AUGGCGGAGCCCACGCUGUGCUCUUUCCUCACCAAAGUGCUGUGCGCGCACGGCGGCCGCAUGUUCCUGCGCGACCUGCGUGCGCACGUGGAGCUGACGGAGACGCAGCUGCGCGCCGUGCUGCAGGCGGCCGGGCCCGCGCUCUACCUUCUGCAGGACGUGGCGGGGCCCGAGGGCCUCCUGCUGCAGGACGCGGCCGGACCCGAGGGCCUCGGCGGCGACGACGCAGCCGCGGCCUGCAGGGUGGUGGCCGUCUCCUCCGCGCGCCUCUGCGCCCGCUACCAGCGCGCCGAGUGCCCAGCCUGCGACCAGCUGCACCUUUGUCGUCGCCACAUGCUGGGCAAGUGCCCGCACCGCGACUGCUGGUCUACCUGUACGCUUUCCCAUGAUAUCCACACACCUGGCAACAUUCAAGUCCUGAAAAACCACGGGCUUUUUGGCCUCAAUGAGGCCCAGCUUCGAAUCCUGCUUCUGCAGAACGACCCCUGCCUUUUACCAGAGGUCUGCUUGCUCUACAACAAAGGGGAAGCUCUCUAUGGCUACUGCAACCUCAAGGACAAAUGCAACAAGUUCCACGUGUGCAAAUCCUUUGUCAGGGGGGAGUGCAAGCUGCAGAACUGCAGACGGUCCCACCAGCUCAUCCAUGCCACUGCCCUCAAGGUGAUCGAGGACCAGGGCCUGAACCUGCCCAGUGUCGUCAAUUUCCAGAUCAUCGCCACGUACAAGCACAUGAAGCUACACAAUAUGUUUGAGCAUCAGGACGAUUCAGCUUCUGCUGCCAAGCCUGCCAAGGGCUCUGAGAAACAAGGCGUGCGCCCAGCUGGGGCUGCGGAGGCCGGCCCUCCGUUUUCUGCCCGGGCCGCCAAGGAGCCAGGACCAAGUAAACCCUAAAGGGUGUUGGUGAAAUAAGGAGACACUUGUCCGGCUUGCAAGGUGUGAAAACGAGGAGCUUCUUUUGAGCUUUACUUUGCAACCAUUCAUUCGUUUAAUCAUUUAUUGCUGUCAGUCCUAAGAACCGCCUCCCCUACCCCCUCCACAGGGGGUUCUGAGAAUUAGAGAAGAUGGAAAAGAGGAGCUAUCUGAUCUUGGGGAUGAAAAGGAGGAUGGGUGGCUGAGGAUGAGCUGGACAUUGAGU
Messenger RNA from Trichechus manatus latirostris (Florida manatee), 1135 nucleotides. RefSeq names its product zinc finger CCCH-type containing, antiviral 1 like (gene ZC3HAV1L). The transcript has 4 exons. The record is from RefSeq and is a predicted model, not a curated record. Bases 1 to 891 code for a protein of 296 amino acids. Lineage: Eukaryota; Metazoa; Chordata; Mammalia; Sirenia; Trichechidae. Gene Ontology annotation, molecular function: metal ion binding.